Molecule: messenger RNA, 420 nt
Organism: Fraxinus pennsylvanica
Lineage: Eukaryota; Viridiplantae; Streptophyta; Magnoliopsida; Lamiales; Oleaceae
Source: the annotation of a GenBank genome assembly
AUGUGUGAUUCAAAGCCUCAUACAUGGCAAGAGGCUUUCAAAGUCCUUGGGAUCAAUUACAAACCCGAUGGCACUUUAAACAGAGAAAUCCAAAUCCCUAUGGUGGAUGCAACCCCAACUGCUGACCCAAAACAGCCUAAUCAGCUUGCCCUCUCCACAGAUAUACCCCUCAGCCCCAACAACAAAGCCUAUAUACGCCUCUAUAUACCCGCAAAAACCCCGACAGGCACCAAACUUCCACUCAUAAUCUACCUGCACGGAGGUGACUUCGUGUUGUUCAGUGCAUCCACUGUCAUUUUUCAUGAAUGCUGCAACAACAUAGCCGGCCAGUUCCCGGCAGUCGUAGCCUCAGUUGAAUACCGGCUGGCCCCUGAAAACCGCCUCCCUGCCGCNCAAAGGAAUGAGAUUUUGAAUAGAUAA